This is a messenger RNA of Aaosphaeria arxii CBS 175.79, 2199 nucleotides long. RefSeq lists its product as uncharacterized. Gene Ontology annotation, cellular component: chromatin. Gene Ontology annotation, biological process: regulation of transcription by RNA polymerase II. The transcript has 2 exons. The coding region runs from base 1 to 2199 and encodes 732 amino acids. Gene Ontology annotation, molecular function: RNA polymerase II cis-regulatory region sequence-specific DNA binding; DNA-binding transcription factor activity, RNA polymerase II-specific. The record is from RefSeq and is a predicted model, not a curated record. NCBI's taxonomy places the organism in Eukaryota, Fungi, Ascomycota, Dothideomycetes, Pleosporales.
AUGGAUCCCCACCAACGCGGUCGCUCGCCUUCUGCAGGCCAGCACAAUCAUAUAAGACACAGCCCUUCCCCAUCCCCUCAUCCGCCUUUCAAUACAAACUCUGGUUUGGGCCUCGAUCAAUCGCUGUCCAACAACGACCCCUACGUCAGCUUCAACUCCACCACCGUCACCUCUGCGGGACAACCCUUCGACCCGUCCUCGCAGUACCUCACCACCACUCAGUCCCCACAGUUCCCUCAAACCACAUCUCUUGAUAGCAACAACUUCCUUCAGUCCAGUCCGGGCCUUGCGCAUCAAUCUGCUAGCCCACACUUUGCGCCGCAAGGCAACCACCUCUCGCCCGACGCCCUCGACAUCACCAACAGCAACGCCGACUUCAACAACUAUUUCACGAGCAACAACGCAAAUCAAGACCAAGCGAUCGACCCGUCGUUCUUGAAUAGCACCCUCGACCCCCAGCUACUCGAUUCUCAACCACAGAACCAGUCCGUCAAUCCGUCUGAUCUUAUGAACCAGAUGGCGACCGCACAAGCGCAUUCGCCUACCCCUCCUCACAUGCUCCACGCCAACAUGAACCACACGAGCCCGAGCCCGCAUGCCUCCCCGAACCUCAACCAGGGCGCGUUUCCCUCCCCUGGACACUCGCGUCAUGCAUCGUUAGACCCAAAUGCUGCUUUUGCGCAAGGUCAGGGCAAUGAAUGGAACAACAUGGCGGCCUUCCGUGGGCACCGAAGGGCUCCCUCAGAAACAUACUCGGACGUUUCUUCAGCACAUGCAUCACCAUAUCUCGGUAACAACGACAACUUCGACGAGAAUCCCUCUCCGCUCUUGAAUCCCCAGCAAGACCCUUCUUUGUUCUCAGAGGUCAUGCAAUUCAGUCAGUUCAACUUGAACGAUAACCAACAGUCACACAUUAGUCCAGGACACAGCCCCCACAUCUCCCCGCGCCUGAUACCCCAACAGCAGCAAUCUCUUCCUCACUUUGCGCCCCAGAGCUUUGGUCUUGAGCAAGGCAUGGGCAUCUAUCACCCAGGGCAGCCACAGGAGCCAUUCCCUAACAUCAACCAAGCUGGCCCCGAGUUUGGGGGUCAAGCUGACACGAUGUCGCCGCCCGAGAUCAACAUUGACUUUGCUCCUCCCUCCCGACAAGCCAGCUUUGAGCCGCCAAAGCCAGCAAAUUCAGCAGAUGCUCUUAGCCCACCUGAUCGAUCUCGCAGCCGGAAUAGGAUACGUGCCAAAUCCGACCCUUUCAGCAGUGCUAGCUCUCGUGCAUCCACGCCCGGCUCCGACUUCAAUAGAUCUCUUUCCCCUCACGAUGCCAAAUCUCGCUCACCGUCUCCGUCCAAUAAGUCCUCGCGUCGUUCUUCCACCUCGAGCGUACCCAACCGUGACUAUAUCCUCGACCUCGCAGAUCCCACAAGACCUGCCUCGAACUCGCCCGGUGAUGGGUCCGGUGGCGCCAAGCGAACACAGAAGCAUCCGGCCACAUUCCAAUGCACCCUCUGUCCUAAACGAUUCACCCGUGCCUACAAUCUUCGGUCUCAUCUGCGCACUCACACUGAUGAGCGGCCAUUCGUUUGCAGCGUGUGUGGAAAAGCAUUCGCGCGUCAACAUGAUCGCAAACGACACGAGGGUCUUCACUCCGGUGAGAAGAAGUUCGUCUGCCGUGGUGUUCUGAAGGAGGGCGGCAGCUGGGGCUGCGGAAGGCGAUUCGCUCGUGCCGAUGCUUUGGGUCGCCAUUUCCGAUCAGAGGCUGGGCGCGUCUGCAUUCGACCUCUCUUGGAAGAAGAGGCACAAGAGAAGGGCGGCUGGGAGAACCAAAAUCAAAACGCCGGCAAUGCCAACGGAAUGUUUGCCAACCCCAUGGCCCCUCAGCAAUUUGGAGGCAUGAUGCCAGCACCGCAGCCUGGGUUUGAGCAGUUCCCCCAGAUGGGUGGCAUGGACCCUAAUAUUGCGCCGGGCAUGCAAGCUCCUCAGUACGGUCUCCCUGCGGCCCUGCUUGCUCAGUACCCUGCUCUUGCUGGAAUCCAGUGGGAUGCACUCCCUCCUGGUGCACCCGAAGAGGUAGAGGGCGAUAUUAGUGGCCGAAGCAGUUUCGAUGCUUCUAGUGGAGGCGAACUUUUCGAGGACGACGAGGGUGCUCCGCACCCAAUCUACACAGGGGGCUGGGCAAGUGAUUACGAGGCCAACGCUCGAUGA